CACUACGCAUCACGAAAAUGACUCAAGUGGAGUCCCGCUCCAACUAUAGCCGCCUGUUCAAGGAGUUUCUGCGCCAGAGCUACAUCAAUGGACUCCAUCCGUUCAUUUACCCCACUCCCGUUCGCUAUGCCAAAGCACUCUGGCUGGUGCUGAUGGCGGCCAUUGUGGUGUGGACACACGUUGUUAUUGUCAAUCUCACAUUGGAGUAUCUCGACCAGCCAACAGAGAUUCAUAUGGCCCCCGAUCUGGUGCAUGUGGCCAACAGCCCCUUCCCUGCCGUUGGCGUUUGCACCUCAAAUAAGAUCAGCCAGCGUCUGCUGCGGAGCUAUGCCAUCGAACUCUAUCAGCACCAGGAGACGUUCAACUCCAGCGAAGACUCUACGUUGCAGCGGGUGGCCCUAGAUGUGGACGAUAUGGCGGAACACCUGCUGGUGCUGGCUCAGUUCUAUCUGAAUCCCCUGGAGACCCCGCGCCUGGACGUGGCGCACUUGCAGCGACUCCACUGGCUGCUCACGAGCUACCACGGCGACACUGGCGGCUACUCGGUGCGUGAUAUAUUGCGUCAAUUGUCGCCAGACUGUGGCGACUUGAUAAUCCGAGGCAUUGUCUACGGGUCCAAAGUGAACACCAGCCAAAUGUUUGUCAAGCGACCAACCUCAUCGAAUGUGUGCUGCAUAUUUAACUAUCGCCGUCCCAGCUACUCCCGAUUUGCGCGCAUACGAGAGGAGGACAACGCAGAGAUGAGAGCCCAGCCCAAGGUGGUGUUUGAGUCCAAUUCCAUUUUGAACAGCGUUCAGUUUGUGCUGCAGGACACACCAGAGAAUGAUCGCACCAAUACUUUUAUGACCAACAAUGCAUUUCAGCUAAAAAUAUUCCCGCAGGAUGACUAUGCCACCGUUCAGUCCACAACUUUGGGUGAAAUACUCGUGGAUCACUACACCAUUGUGGAGAUUCCCAUUCAGCCCACGUUCUUUAGCUCCAUCGAAGGAGUGCGCAACGUCCCACCCCAAGCACGACGCUGCUACUUUCCCGAAGAGGGCAGAAAACUACUCAACCAAACGUAUUACUCCAUGGACGAGUGCCUGCUGCUGUGUCGCAGCCAGAGCAUGAUGAAUCACUGCGGCUGUGUCUCACCGCCAAUGAUUGGUAGCUCCACAAAUGUAACUUACUGCAGUCUGCCCGAUCUGCCCUGCCUGUCCAAGUGGAAGAGCAUUUGGUAUGGCUACGAUGAGUAUCCGUAUCUGCAAGAAGGCAAGGACCAGAUGGCCCAACGACAAUGCAACCACUGCCUGCCCACCUGCAAUGGCGUCAGUUUCAGCAUCACCAGCAAUGUGGCGCCAAUGCGUCGCAUUUACAAUGACACGGGUUACUUGAUGGGUCUACUCAAAGGCUUGACCAACGAACGUCCCUUGGCAGUCAUCAAGUUCUUCUUCAAGUUGCGAUUUGCACAGGCCACCAAAUCGGAGCUGGUCAGCACUUGGGUGGUGCUGCUGAAUCGCUUUGGUGGCAUCCUCUCCCUUAUGUACGGCUUCAGUAUAGUCAGCUACAUUGAGAUAUUCUAUUAUCUCACGGGCAAAUGGUUUGUCUACAUCUACAGAUCAUGUAGCAAGAGGACAGUCAGGGCCGGCAACAGUCUCUACUGGGAUGAGUUGAGGCCCACACGAUUCAGGGCGCCCAAUUAGCGCAUAACUCUCCUCGGAUGUAU
Molecule: messenger RNA, 1705 nt
Organism: Drosophila guanche
Lineage: Eukaryota; Metazoa; Arthropoda; Insecta; Diptera; Drosophilidae
Gene: ppk18
Product: pickpocket protein 28
Exons: 8
Coding region: 18-1682 (554 amino acids)
Biological process (GO): sodium ion transmembrane transport
Cellular component (GO): membrane
Molecular function (GO): ligand-gated sodium channel activity
Source: RefSeq, a predicted model, not a curated record